Molecule: messenger RNA, 8065 nt
Organism: Bombyx mandarina (wild silkworm)
Lineage: Eukaryota; Metazoa; Arthropoda; Insecta; Lepidoptera; Bombycidae
Cellular component (GO): nucleus
Molecular function (GO): ATP hydrolysis activity; ATP binding
Source: RefSeq, a predicted model, not a curated record
AUUUGUAAUUUCGUUUUGCUGGGUUACGUUUAAUUAACUUUGCCGUUUUCGCAUUAUUUGUACGAAGUGCAUUUUAGCUGUUUUACUUUGAUCAAGUCAAGUGAUAAUAUAAAAAGCAUAUUGUUUUAAAUGAAAAUACGACUGUGCCGGUAAUAGUCGCAAUAGCGUGAAAUGGCGGCGGAGGUACCCGUAAGCGAUGUGUUAUGUGAAGCGAUGGAAUAUUUGUCUAAACUGGGACUGAAUUUACGAACUCGAUCGGAGAAACUAAAAGAGAAAAAAAUCAGAAAAGACAAAUUAAGAAAUUCUCAUGCACUACAAAAAGCAGCCAACAAAGUGCUUCUUAUAUGUGAAUUGUCAAAAAAAUCACUUGAUAACGUUGAGAUAGGUGUUCGUAAAGUACUAUCCAUUGUCGACAAAUCACAAGCAUCCUACAACGAUGGCGGGAAAAGUAACCACUCAAUGAAAGAAAAAGAUGAAAGUUUUUAUAAAUUUUUUGAGUAUAAAUCCCAAAAGUUAAGAGUUCGCAAAAGUGUGCCAUUAAAACAUUAUUUGUCGGUAAAAGUACACGCAAGAAGAAUGCCCUUAUCUAUGCUCGAAAAAUAUCCAAUAAAUUACGAUUGUAAAUUAUACAGAAUAAGGAAAAAGAAAAUUCUGACCACAUCAGAGAAAGGUAGGAGAACAAGUGAUAGUUCGGUUAAUUCAGAAAAAGAAACAAUACACAAUGAUACAGACCAACCACAAGUUACUGAUGCUUCUGAGCAAGGUCAAUUUCCAGACACAUCUUUAGAAACAUCUCAUGUGUUAGAUAAAUCUGGACCAAAUAUAGAAAAUGAAGAAGAAACAACAUUAAAUGUAGAUUCAUUACAUUGCCAAAUUGACACCUGCAAUUUAGGCAAUAAUGUUGAUGAAGACAGUCAUAAUGAAACUGCGAAGCAAUAUACCCCAGGAUCAGAAAAAUCUGAAUGUGAACAAGCAGAAAAAGAUAGUUUAAAGAAACAUAAAAAUGCAGUUUCUGAAAGUAUACAGGAGUGUAGUAGAACUACUGAAGUAGCAGACAACUCAAGUAAUAUGAUAGGUGUCAAUAAUUGUUCUAGAGAAACAGAAGACAAAAGUAUUGAUGGACCUGAUGUAAAUAAAGAUCUUGUUAUUACAACAGAAAUGCUACUGGAGACUCUAUUUGAAACAGAAACAGAAAAACCAAAUGACGUAAUUCUAAGCGAAAAAGAAGAACAAAAGAAACCUUUCAUUAAAUGUGUGAAUUUAAAUAAACUAUUGAAACCUGAUCUAUACCAAGAUGCCAAUAAAGGAUCCAAAAAGACAGGAGAAAAUGAGAAUGAACAUAGCGAGUUACUGAACACAAACAGGAAGCAAGAUAGUGUUCAGAAAUCCACAAGAGUUGUUUCUGAAACAGGAAAAACUACAAUAUAUGAUACAGAAGAUAACUACUGGAAGAAAAAAAGAGAAGAAGCUAAAGCAUUUAAAUCAAAACAAUUCGUAAUUUCAAUAAAUAGACUACCUAAAUUAACUAUCGCAUUUCUACAUGCCAAUAAAUUAAAAAGAAUUGUUCAAAAUGGAUUAACUGUUUGUAAAAUUAAUCCAGAAAUAGAUAAAACAACUAAAGACAUCUCAAGAGAAAUAAAGUCAGCCCUCUUGAAUGAGUCAGAUUCUGAUGGUUUUACUGCAGGAACACCUAAAACUUUAUCUGCAGUUACUGAAAAAAUCAAAGAUUCCUUACUGAUUGAGUCUGAAAGUGAUGCAGGAGGUAAACAUUCAGCAAGUGAGAAUUAUAGUUCAAAAAAUUGUGAAUCUCAAAAAGAGGUCCAUAAACAUAAAUCCAAAAGAAAAAACAAAGAUCUCAAGUCUAUAGAGAUAGACAAAAUUAAUGAUUCAGAAGGUAUUAAAAGUUCUGAAAAUGAUGAAGAGAAAAAAUCUUAUGACACUUCAAACAUUCAAAACAGUAGAACGGAAUCAGUGAAAACUUCUUUAUUAGAAGAUUCUGAUUCCAACUCCAGUAAGAAAACCUUAGUGAUUAGUAGAACAAAAGAGAACUGUUUUAAUUCUAAUGAUGAUUCUAAAGAAGAUGAUACUUCAAAAUAUAGUGAAUGUAAUGAAAACAGAAAUGCUUCCGAUAGUGCUAGUAAAGACAAAAAUACUUCAACAUUAAAUCUAGAAACUAUAAAAAAUCAUACAGGUGAUGAAAAUAGUGAUAAUAGUUCAAAAACUCCAGUUAAGUCUAAUGAUAACUCAUGUGAAACUCUUCAUAAUAAUGAGAAAAAAUUAACUCCUCAAUCCAAAAGGAAACGAAUAAUGGAGAGCAUGAAAGCAAAGAAAAUGCUCUUGUCGUAUUCUAGUUCUGAUGAGGAAAUACAGCAGAAAACAAGGUUUAAAAAAAUCAAACGAGCAUUGCUCGAUGAAAGUUCAGAUGAUGAGAGUAACUCAAAUCAUCAAAAGAACAAGGAAAAGCAGAAUAGUUCAGAAAUUUCAUCAUCCUCAUCUGAACGAAAGAAAAAGCAAGAUUCAAAAUUGGAUAUAUCAAAUAAAAAGGGUAAUUCCAAAAACCAUAAAGCAGAGAAAGAGAAAAUAAACAAUGAGGACUCCCAUAGAAGCAAGAUGGUCCGAUCUAAGACGAAGCCUGGGAGCAGCAUCAGCCAAAAUUCAGACACUCAGGAUGACAAAGAUGUUGAUAGGCUUACAAACUUGGAUGCGUUAGAGAAACCUCGUCGACGUGAAACUGAAGAUAAGAGGAGUAGAACAAAUAACAGAGCAAGAUCUAAAGCAAACGAAAUAAUCGGUGAACAGAUGCUCGAGCCGGACACUAGUUCUGAUGUUGCUUCAGAAGCCGGGAGCGAUGUUUGUGAAGAAAUACCACCGGUAACAUUUAACAAUGGUAUUGAGCAUCUCAGUAAAAGUGAACUGCUGGGAGAAAGUGACUCGUCGAUUUCAAAUGAAAAAGAAAAAAGUUCAGAGAACACACCGACAGUGGACGAAUCUGAAGAUGACAAUUUAAAAUCAAAACGACGUAAGGCGAACGCCAUCUCGUCGGACUCUGAAGCCGGCUCGUCUCGCAAGAAGGAGGACCGAGAAGUCAAGCUGAGCGACUUCGAGGACUCGGAAGAGAGCUCUGAAUCCAACAAGAAGAGCAAACGGAAGAAGAAGGGAAGUGAAAGUGACGCGUCCGGGUCUUGUUCCGAUGGAAAUAAGAAAAAACGGCGUAGAAUCAAACAGAUUAAUGAGAGCGAUUGUUCAGAUUCGGAAGAAGAGACUGAGGGUAGGAAUAAACAUGGAAGGAAAAAUAUACGUAAGGUCAUGGGUAAAGACCAGCUGGAAGAGGCUACCAAAAAAGCGGCGCGCCAGGAGAAGGAGAGGAUUGCUAGAAUCGCUGAAAGACAGAAAUUGUACAACAAUCUGGAAUUUGAUGAAUCUGGAAAACCUGAUGAAGUUGUCUUGGAGAAGGUUGUUCUUGAUUUCGACCCCGAGACCAAGGAGCCGCUCAUACAAGUUGACAGAGGCCUUGUCAAAAAACUAAAGCCACAUCAGGCAAACGGAAUAAAGUUCAUGUGGGAUGCGUGCUUUGAAAGUGUGAAACGUAUAAAAAAGGACAAGGGCUCUGGAUGUAUUUUGGCACAUUGUAUGGGCCUGGGAAAAACGUUACAAGUGAUAUCGCUGACGCACACGCUGCUGACGCACGGGUCGCUGACCGGCGUGAGCAGGGUGCUGGUGGUGUGCCCGCUGUCCACGGUCCUCAACUGGGUCAACGAGUUCCGCAUGUGGUUGAAACACGCCGAGAACAACUUUGAAGUCGACGUGUACGAACUCUCCAGGUUCAAACAAAAUUCAGAACGCGCAUUCCAAUUGAGUCAGUGGUACAAAAGCGGAGGUGUUUGCGUUCUCGGCUACGAAAUGUUCCGGAAUCUCUCAGCCGACAACACUAAGAAAUUUAAGAAGAAGAUGCUCAAGAACUUCCAGGAGAGCUUGGUUGACCCCGGUCCAGAUCUAGUAGUAUGUGACGAGGGUCAUCUUCUGAAAAACGAAAAGACAAGCCUCUCGCAGUCCAUGAACAAAGUGAAGACGCUACGUCGCAUCGUACUUACUGGGACGCCCCUACAGAAUAAUCUGAAAGAAUACUACUGCAUGGUGCAGUUCGUGAAGCCGAACCUGCUGGGCAAGUACAACGAGUACCUGAACCGUUUCGUGAACCCGAUCACCAACGGGCAGUACACGGACUCCACCGAGCACGACAUCCGCGUCAUGAAGAGGCGCUCGCACGUCCUGCACAAGAUGUUGGACGGAGCAGUGCAGAGGAGGGAUUACGGAGUGCUAGCGCCUUUCCUGCCUCCGAAGCACGAAUACGUACUCUUCAUUACUCUCAGCGAAGUACAAGUCAAACUGUACCAACAUUAUUUGGAAAACUAUUCACGAAGGCCGAUGCCAGGGAAAUCAUCAGGAUUCCUGUUCCCCGACUUCCAGUCGCUGCAGAGGAUAUGGACGCAUCCGCUCGUUCUCAAGUACAACUCUGAACGCUACGAGAUUAUGCAGCAAAAGAAAAGAGAAAGAGAAGAAGAAGACUCCGAAGGAUCACUUGUGGACUUCAUUGACGACGACUCCACGCCUGAGGAAACUUCAACAGAGGAGUCUUCCGAUGACUCAUCAGAUGUGAGUGACGACAGUCAAAAAAAGAGUAAGAAGAAGAAGGCAGCUAAGAAGAGCAAGGCAAAAGACUCUAAAGCUUCGACGCGUCGGGGGACCAGGGCCAAUCCAGUGGAACAAGAAGAUCAUCAUUCUGACAUCGAGGAAGUGGUUGAGGUAAAAAAUGAAAAUCCGACUGAGUGGUGGAUCAAACUUGUCACCGAGGACGAGCUGGAAGACAUGCGGCACUCGCACAAACUUGUUCUGCUCUUCGACAUAUUGAGGCAGUGCGAAGCCAUCGGAGAUAAACUAUUGGUGUUCUCACAAUCUCUGUAUUCAUUGGACCUCAUAGAACAUUUCCUAGGUAAAGUAGACGACGCGACUCAGGCAGGCCGGAUCGAUGAGAAACUGGGCGGACACAUGGGUUCAUGGUCUCCCGGUAUAGAUUAUUUUCGUUUAGAUGGCUCUACGUCGUGCGAGAACCGCUCCAUCUGGUGUAAGAAUUUCAACAGAGAAGAUAAUCCAAGAGCAAGAUUAUUCUUGAUCUCUACUCGGGCGGGUGGCCUCGGAAUUAACUUGGUGGCGGCCAAUCGCGUGGUCAUAUUUGAUGUGUCUUGGAACCCUUCACACGACGUGCAGAGUAUCUUCAGAGUCUACCGAUUUGGACAGAAGAAACCUUGUUAUGUGUACAGGUUUUUGGCCAUGGGCACAAUGGAAGAAAAAAUCUACGAGCGGCAAGUAACCAAACAAGCCAUCUCGAAGCGCGUGAUCGACGAGCAGCAGAUAGACCGGCACUACGCCGAGAACGACCUCGCCGAGCUCUACAAGUUCGAGCCCGCCCCGCCCGCGCCCCGCGAGCUCCCCGCGCUGCCCAAGGACCGGCUGUUCGCUGAGAUGCUGCGGGAGCACGAGCUGCAGAUUUACAAAUAUCAUGAGCAUGACUCACUAUUGGAGAACAAAGAAGAGGAGACUUUAACCGAGGAGGAACGUAAAGCCGCCUGGGAGGACUUCGAGAACGAAAAGAACAGACCGCCUCCCGCGCCCUUCCCCUCCGCCUGGCCCAUGCACAAUGGAAUGAUGCCGGGACUACUGGCGCAACAGCAGCAGCUGGCGUACGCGGUGGCGGCCAUGCUGCGCAAAGACAUGCCCAACAUCACCGACAGCCAGAUCCGGGACAUGUUGCCGAUGAUAUACAACUCUAAUCCUGCGGUCGGUAUGUUCGGUGGAUACGAUUACGGCAUGAUACAGAAAAUGAGCGAAAUGUAUAAGUAUGCGCAGCCCAGUAUGAUGAAUCCUGCAAUGAUGGGCUCUGCUAUGAACGCCGCGACCGGCAGCGGCUCGAGCGGCUCCAGCUCGCUGCAGUACGAGCCGCCCUGGCAGAGACAGCAGCAACAACAACAACAAAUGCGACUCCAACAACUCAUGCAACAUCAGAACCAAAUGGGUGCGAAGUACUACGCAGGCGGACUGGGCAGCCGCGAUCCGGUGGCCAUGGCGCUGCAGCAGCAACGAGCCCGCGACCUCAUGCUGGGCGGCACCCGGCCCCGCGGGCGGCCCCCCCUCCAGCGAGCCCCGCCCGUCGCGCACGCCCCGCCCGCGCACAUGCAGGACGUCGUCAACCUCGACUCCGACUAGCCGCAGGUUAAGUGAAAUCGAUCGAAAUGUACAGUUUCUAUAAAUAGGUGCUACACGCGGCGAAGAGCUAUGCAGAAGGGGAAACCGUGGCGAGAAGUGAAAAGUGAGCCCACAGAAAUGUUGGAUGUCAAAAAUUCCUAACCUAUUGGACUUUUCCUGUUGGCCAAAUUACACAAUGGAAGUUUUUAGCUCUUAAUAUGUAGCUUAUCGUCUAAGACACACGCUCUAAAAAGCUACAUAUCACGAAUCUCAGUAUUUUAGAUAUAUUUUCCUAUAUUUCGUUUGACUCUUUGGUAAUUGAAACUUGAGGACUGGCGGCGUCCACAUAUCGAAGAAUCUCUUGAUUUUUGUUUUAUAUACACAAUGUUCGUCAUAUUUCAAAAAUCAUUAUUUCUUAGCUUUGAAUUGAAAUAUGACAGUUGUGAUUGAACGCUGGCGUUCAGCCUUUUGGAAUAACGAAAAAUGAACAAAAUUUGAAGCAUUCCGCAGAAGCAUUAAACCCUAAGCCUGCAGCAUUCCAGUGUACAUUAUAUUUAUGCACUGUUUUGUGGAUAAAUAAUGUAUGCAAAUUCAUGCACGUACUGUGGAAUGCUUGUGACAUGAUUUUAAAAUUUGUAUAUCUUUCAGUACAGGAAAUUAGCUAAUAAGUUAUGUGUAGUUAGUGGACAUCUGGAUCAAAAUUUUGCAAACUAAAUGAGAGUACUGAUGAUAUAUGAUAAGUACUAUACACUAAUUAUGCACUAAUUUUUUCAUUCUCAUAUUAAAAUAAUGUAUUGCAUUUAGGGAUUAAUACAAUAUUUUAGAGCCAAGGACAACAAUAGCUGUUUUAAUUAAUGUAACAUUAUUAAAAUAAUAUUGUUUUUUACAUUUAAUUUUUAUAAUAUGCUUUCAUUUUAAUAAUAAUCGUGCAAUAUUUCUCUAGAAGUUCAUUUUUUUUUUAACAAAUCCGCAAUUUAAACGAAUUUGAGUCUUAGAGCAACGCCGGGACAUAUGUAAAUUUUGUGUUUCUUAGAGCUUACUAAAAACAUUUGCAAUAAUUUGAGAAAAAUUAUGUUGAAGUAAAUACAACAAAACCAGUACACGAUGCGCUUCUAAUACAAACACAAUAUUAGCAAUAAUGAUUUCGUGUAAUAAUCAUUAAAACCAGAAGGCAAAAAAUUGUGUAUUCUUGCCAAUAGACAAGCUGAUAAAAAAAUUAGAAUAGUUAGUCCUUCAAAAAAAAUUCAUGUUUUUAUGAGUAUCAAAAAUUUCGGCAUUAUUAUCUGUUCCAAAUAUGAAGUCCUAUUUUGCACGUAAAGAUGAGUUGUACAGUACUAGUAAAAAAUAUUUGAAACAUAACUAACUCCACGUCUCAUGGACUUCACACGUUUGGAGCAGAGAUUAGUCUGUUGUGAGAUGUUUUAGUGAUUUAUAUCUUUAUGUGACUAUAUUUAUUUGUCUGCACAAACAGACUGUUUAGUUGUGAUAUUGCAUAACCUUAAACUUUUUUGUAUACGUUUAUUUUAAAGAGUCACACCUGUGACUUUAAUCUUAGAUACAACUUUUAUAGGUACAUAAUUAUAUUUGAAAUGAUCAGAGUGUAAUGAGUAUGAUUUGAAGUAUGGAAUUUCGUAAUUUGAUUUAACGAUUUGAUUUUUAUAAUUUUCUUUUAUCAUUUAAUGAUGUUAUUUAUAGUUUACAGUUAGUAAAUGAGCAGUAUUUCGUUUAGUUAUAGGACAUAAUACAAUACUUGUUAUUUCAGACAUCACCCUAAAAAUAAUUGUGUAUGAUUUUAUUUUUAUACUUACCUAAAUGCUACAAUAAU